Asparagus officinalis (garden asparagus) is the source of this 916-nucleotide messenger RNA. RefSeq names its product two-component response regulator ORR9-like. The transcript has 5 exons. NCBI's taxonomy places the organism in Eukaryota, Viridiplantae, Streptophyta, Magnoliopsida, Asparagales, Asparagaceae. The coding region runs from base 164 to 721 and encodes 185 amino acids. Gene Ontology annotation, biological process: phosphorelay signal transduction system; cytokinin-activated signaling pathway. The record is from RefSeq and is a predicted model, not a curated record.
CCCUUUACUAUAAAUUAAGCCACCCCAAAAAAAUAAAAAACAGACAAAACAACAAAUAAAUUAAUUUAUAAAGACAACCCUCAUCCUUUAACUUUCCUCUUCAUCCUUUUCCUCUUCAUUAUUCACAUCAUCAAACGUAGUCUUUCUUCUUCUUCUUCUUCUAAUGGCUAUAGCAGCUGAGUCACAGUUCCAUGUCCUUGCUGUAGAUGACAGCCUCAUGGACAGGAAACUCAUUGAGAAGCUGCUCAAGGUUUCAUCAUUCCAUGUCACUACAGUUGAUUCUGGGAGCAAAGCUUUGGAGUUCUUAGUGUCCCCUGAUCAACAAGAGAUUGAGGUGAAUUUGAUCAUUACAGACUACUGCAUGCCUGGGAUGACAGGAUAUGAUCUGCUCAAGAAAAUUAAGGAAUCUUCAUAUUUGAAGGAUAUCCCAGUUGUGAUCAUGUCAUCUGAGAAUGUGCCAUCAAGGAUCAAUAGAUGCUUAGAGGAAGGAGCAGAGGAGUUCUUUCUAAAGCCAGUACAGUUAUCAGACAUGAGCAGGCUCAGGCCUCAUCUAAUGAAGAGCAAAUCCAGAGAAGAGAAGAGCAAUGAAGAUGAAGAUUCCAGCAGCACUGAGAGCGUUACAAGCAAAGAAAGCAGCAGUAUCAAGAGAAAAGCAACUGAUGAGGAGAUUUUGCCUGAAAAAACUAGGCCAAGAUUAAGCACCAGCUUGACAAUUGAGUGAUGCUCGAAAUAAUAAAAAUACUGUAACAAAAUCUUUUGAGAGCUACCCAAUUUUGUUGUGAUAAGAUGGUAGAAAUAUAGGCAACACUGGUUUUUUUUUUGUUUGUUUUUUUGGGGGAAUUAAAUUAGAUGUGGGUUGGUUGUACAUUUGAUGGGUUAUGAUGAAUGAUAGAAAACAUGUUCAAAUUUUAUUUAA